Molecule: messenger RNA, 774 nt
Organism: Suillus plorans
Lineage: Eukaryota; Fungi; Basidiomycota; Agaricomycetes; Boletales; Suillaceae
Exons: 4
Coding region: 1-774 (257 amino acids)
Source: RefSeq, a predicted model, not a curated record
AUGGAGACAUUAUGGACACCAUUGAAUAUCAUCUUGUUGGUCACCCGUGGAAUGGGAACUCUGCACCGCAAGGAAUGCUUGGACUAUCAAAUGAAUGACUGCAAUUUCAUGCAAAUGAUCAGAAUGAGCAAGUCGCUGUGCAAGAAGUACAACAAGGCGGUCAGGGGGACCGCUGACAGUAAACUGGUGUUUGGAAAGCUUGAUGAGACAGCUGAUCCUGUGAAAGUUUGGGAAUGGGAAGCCCAAGAGAGAGCGGCACACCAGCGGUGCCGCUGUGAUCCAACAGCAAUGGAUAUUUAUGAAGUACAACUACAGAAAGUGCCGAUGAGAAAGCAGCAGGAAAUACAAUUAUUAGCAGAACAAGAGCAGCGUCCAGGUCCUAUCCAGCAACGAGGUGCUGCGACAUGGCUGGCAGAGGGAUUGACAAUUGAGGAGGCACAGGUCACAUUACAAAUGGCUAUUAGAAGACUCAGUGCUCAGCUGACAGACACACAGGAUAUAGACCAUUGGAGACAAGCUGGACUUUUGUUUUUCGGCAAUAGCAUCAGCAAUGCGCCCGGAGAUGGUCAAGAAUGUAGCAUGGAAGUGGACCUCAUCAUGCUUGAAGAAGAAUCAGAUGCCAGAAUAGAAAAUCAGCCAAACUCCUAUCACCCAGAGAAGACAGUCAUUCUCCUGCCGUCUAACUUAGGCCUGGAUACAUGUACAGCCAUCGGCAUCGAUGAUUUGGUCAAAGAUACUAGACAAGAGAUACGAGCACGAGGUGUCAAAGAAUAG